CUUCGGCCGGCUCGCUGUCGAGUGAGCAGCAACAGCGGCACGGGCUCCCCUCUCGAAGCAUCCGCAGCUCCGCGCCUCCGCUUGCCGCAAGUCCGCCUCUCCGCCCGCCAGCACUUCAGACGGCUCCAGCUUUUUCAUCCAACAUGACUGGUGGCCCAGCCUUGUCAUUUGUUCGGUGCCUGCUGAGGAGAAAAAUUGUCACCGGAGACAGUCUUGAAGAUUCCAAGCUAUGCCGCUGUUUAUCAACUGUGGAUCUUAUUGCUUUAGGAGUGGGAAGCACCCUGGGUGCUGGUGUUUAUGUCCUUGCUGGAGAAGUUGCAAAAGCAAAUUCUGGACCUAGUAUUGUUCUUUCUUUCCUCAUAGCUGCCCUAGCUUCUGUUAUGGCUGGACUUUGUUAUGCAGAAUUUGGUGCUCGGGUCCCAAAGACUGGCUCAGCCUAUCUAUAUACAUAUGUAACUGUUGGUGAAAUCUGGGCUUUUAUCACUGGCUGGAAUCUCAUUUUGUCCUACGUUAUAGGUACUUCAAGUGUUGCAAGAGCAUGGAGUGGAACCUUUGAUGAACUUCUUGGAAAACAAAUUGGUUAUUUUUUCCGAACCUACUUCAGAAUGAAUUAUUCUGGUUUAGCAGAAUAUCCAGAUUUUUUUGCAGUUUGUCUAAUAUUACUUUUAGCAGGACUUUUAUCAUUUGGAGUAAAAGAAUCUGCAUGGGUAAAUAAAGUCUUCACCGCUGUCAACAUCUUGGUUCUGCUCUUUGUUAUGAUUUCUGGCUUUGUGAAAGGCAACAUUAAUAACUGGAAGAGAACUGAAGAAUUUCUAAUAAACUACACUGCAGAAAUAAGAAAUCUAUCAUCUUCUGAGAAUGUGACAAGUAUAUUUGGAGUUGGUGGCUUCAUGCCAUAUGGGUUUACCGGGACGCUAGCUGGUGCUGCAACCUGCUUUUAUGCUUUCAUAGGAUUUGAUUGCAUUGCAACUACUGGGGAAGAAGUCAGGAAUCCUCAAAGGGCCAUUCCUAUUGGAAUUGUAUCAUCUCUACUUGUCUGCUUUCUGGCCUAUUUUGGAGUUUCAGCUGCUUUGACUCUUAUGAUGCCUUACUACUUACUUGAUGAAAAAAGUCCUCUCCCUGUAGCCUUUGAGUAUGUUGGAUGGGGCCCAGCGAAAUACCUUGUAGCAGUCGGAUCUCUGUGUGCUUUAUCAACAAGUCUCCUUGGAUCCAUUUUCCCCAUGCCUCGUGUAAUCUAUGCUAUGGCAUCGGACGGCUUGCUUUUCAAGUGUCUAGCUCAAAUCAACCCCAAAACGAAGACUCCACUUGUUGCAACUUUAUCAUCAGGGGCUGUCGCAGCUCUAAUGGCUUUUCUCUUUGACCUAAAAGCCUUAGUAGACAUGAUGUCUAUUGGUACUCUUCUUGCAUACUCAUUGGUAGCUGCUUGUGUUCUCAUACUUAGGUACCAACCCAGUUUAAACUAUGAGCAACCAAAAUAUUCAGCAGAAAAAGAGGCCCUUGCAGGAUCAGAAGGUGAAUGUAAAAGUGAAUCUCAAAUUAGCAUGAUACCAACAAAGAGGUUUAAUCUGCAAAUGCUGACUAAUCCAUCAAGUUUACCAACUGAACAGUCUGCUACUGUGGUGAGCCUUCUUGUGGGUCUUUUGGCUGUCCUGGUUUGUGGAUUAAGCAUUCUGACAACCCAUGGAAUUCAUUCACUUGCAAAUUUGGAGCUUUGGAGUAUUUUUCUUCUUGCGUCUUUUUUCAUACUGUUCGGGAUGAUUAUGUUUAUCAUCUGGAGACAACCUCAAAAUCAACAGAAAGUGGCAUUUAUGGUUCCAUUUUUGCCAUUCUUGCCAUCUUUAAGUAUCUUAGUGAAUAUAUACUUGAUGGUACAGCUGAGUGGAGAGACAUGGAUCCGGUUCAGCAUCUGGAUGGCACUUGGACUCCUGAUUUACUUUGCAUAUGGCAUCCGGCAUAGUAAGGAAAGCUGUCCCAAAGAGGAAGAGGAAGAUGAUGACAGCUGCUCAGAAAGAAGUGAAACCUUAGAAAAGAAGCAUAUGGGAGAUACAAGUGAACUUGAACAUGCAAGUGAAAGUGCUCAGUUUAUUCCACAUGAAAAGACAAGUGAAUGUUAGUAGUCAUUGAUAAACCCGUUGUGUGCGCUUUUAGGCAGUGAUGGCAGCAGAAUAGAGUUGCUGGUGAAAUGGUGAACUACUUGCUCCCCCCAAAUUAACAGUAAUCCACUUGUGCUUUACGGAAAUAUCUAGUAAAAUACAUGAGAGAUGAUCUAAAUUAGUUGCUAGAUAUCUCUUCCAUCAGAGAUUUACCUCAGAGGAUUACAAUCUUUAAAAAACUGAGCAAGAAAGUGAAGCGAAACAAAUUUUCCAAGGGGGCCAAUCUGACUCAUCUGUCACGUUAAAUAAGUUGGUGAUUUCCUUAACAGUAUCCUACAACUUUAACUGGCAUGUCCUAUAUAACUAAUUCUUAAGGAGCAUUUAAAGAAGAAGAGUUGAAUAUUAUGGUUUAUAAUACUGGAGAUGUAUUCUUAACUGCUUUUAAAAAUAGGGUAGCAUUGCGAAAUAAUCACACAACUACUUGAUUUCCAUCACUCUCUGUAUCUUUACAUACCUUGUUUCUAACUCAGCCACCUUUUGUGGUAUCUUCUGUAUUGUUGCUCCACAUUGCUCCUGUGAGUGAAAGGCUGAGGUUAUCCUUAGCUGUACAUUAUAUCAGAGGCAGCCUCAGAUAUAUAAACUCAGUUAUACUUUGUCAUGCAGAGUGAGGUCAGCAGUCUUGACAGGAUGAGGCUGGCAAGAAUAAUAGAAAAUAUAAUACAAUACAAUAUUGCACCGAUUUAAGGAUGAGUGGAGAUGAGCUCAAUUCAACAGUGGGGAAAGGCCCCAGAUUCAUAGAAAUUGCUGGCGGGGGAAUACACAGUUAUCUGAUCUAACUUCUGCUUUUUUGUUAUCCACAAGCAGUAUAAAUCAUGACAAUUCUUUUUAAAAAUAUUUAAGAAUAUUUGAAAUUGAUAUAUUUGAUAGAAAAUCUAGUUUGAAAUUCUGUUUAUAUCAGUUUUAUUUCCAAACUCUUCAUCCUUGCCAAUGAAAAUGAAAAACAUGGAUGAAUAAUUAAUUUAAACAAAUGAUGAAGCACUAGCAAAAUGGUACUUCUGUGGAACUGAAGUUUGCAAAAUGCUGAUGCAUCUGUUGACUUCCUAAGUAUAUGAAUGUCCUGAGCACAUCAGCUCUGCCAGAAACUGGGCUGCAAAAAUGUGCACCCAUAUAUUAAUUUGGUAGAUUAUUCAAUUAAAUAUGGGGGGGGGGUUCUCUGUUCAAAAAUUGGCUGAUUUAAGGAUGGUGAGUAGAGUAAGUGUUGAACUUGCAUGUUUUUCUGUCCUGCUCCAGUUACAAAGGAUUUGGAAUGUUUCAUUUAGGUCAUUGGCUGCUGUUUGCACAUUUCAUCCCAUUCUUAGCAGUUGGUGAUUAAUUUUAACUAAUUUAAAAUGUCAAUUUCAAACUAUGGUUUAUAAAAUAAUUUAAAUAAUCCACAGUUAAUAGGAACAAAAGUGAAACAUGAUGUUAAAUUAGAUAUGAAGAACUGUCCUCUCCCAUCACUUCAGGAGGACCAGGCAGUGCAAGUUUUGGACCUACUACCUCUUGUUCUCCUCACCAUAAAUCGUGGUUUUUCCACAAUACCCAAACAUAACCAUUAAAUUCUUCUUCCUGUCUAGGAAGCAAGUCUCUUCAAAUUCUUUUGUUAUCAUAUGUGAUAUAAUAUUUAUUAAAUUACUCAUGAAUAAAUUUUUAUUUUUGUGAUGUUUAUGAACAUCACAAAACGGUUCGUGAACGGUUUAUGAAAUAGAGAUACCAUAUGUGUGUAUAUAUUGUAUAGAGGAGAGGAAAAUGACAAACAGCUCAAAUGUUUUACAAAAACUAAAGUGUGAUAGGUCUUUCUUAAACUUUGAGAGAAUGUGCUGGUACCAAUUGCUGGCUUUUGGAUAAGAUUGUGGGUUGAUACUAUAUAAGAUGCUUAUAUAGUUAGUUUCCAGCGUAUAUCAUUUGGGAUAAGUCAAGGCACUGAAUCUACUUUAAGAAGCACCAUGUGUAAGUGACAGCGUCCCAAAGAAUUUUUUUUUUCUUGAGUCCAAGAGGGUUUAUUUCCAUCUUUCUGUUUGGCCAUGUAAUGAUUCUUUUUUAAUUUUCAGGUUCAUUUUCCUUAAACAACCAAUAAAAUGCUAACAAAGGUAAUGAAUAAUUUAAAAACCCAAAUCUAAUUAUGUGUUGCUUUAAUAUACUGUACCUACACUUGCACUAUUUUUUCCUACUUCAGCCUGCUUAUUUAUGUAUAACUUGUGAAACUAACAUGUCAUUGCAGUUUUUAGUAUGAAUAGCAGAUGUGGGAGCACGAUUUUUUUUUAAUGUAAGCAUACAAAGUUCAUUUAGCUUUCUAUGCUCAAGUUUAUAUAAUUGGAUACAAAACAUUUACAAAAAGACAUGCAAUGGGAAGGCACUUUGAAGAAACAACUGUGCUGUCAUCAUUUGGUCAUCUCAGAUAUACAUGUGAAUAUUGAAAUUCUAUCUGCAAAAGAACUAUACAUGUGUUAUUAUUUAUAAAACAGGCAAACAUACAUGGGGUUUUUAUUUAAAUGAAAUGUAGGGAAAUAACUUUCUGAAGGAAAAUUGAUAAAAUAGAGAACUAGAUUUUAAAUUUUUAGGAACUAUCUCUGGAAAAACAAACAACCUUGUGACUGAAAUUUUAUGAAACAUAUAAUCAUUAUUUAGAGUAUACAGAAUAGUUCUCCUCAACUAAUUUCCAAACUGUUAUAAAAAUAGAUGGAUGAUCGUUUAGUAUGGGAAAUGAAAGAAUAACUAAGAAGUUCUUUUUAAAUAUACAGUAGCUUUUCAAAGUAGUUACCUAAAGUUAUUUUAGACUG
Messenger RNA from Thamnophis sirtalis, 4912 nucleotides. RefSeq names its product solute carrier family 7 member 2 (gene SLC7A2). Gene Ontology annotation, biological process: L-arginine import across plasma membrane; L-ornithine transmembrane transport. NCBI's taxonomy places the organism in Eukaryota, Metazoa, Chordata, Lepidosauria, Squamata, Natricidae. Gene Ontology annotation, cellular component: plasma membrane. The record is from RefSeq and is a predicted model, not a curated record. Gene Ontology annotation, molecular function: L-lysine transmembrane transporter activity; L-ornithine transmembrane transporter activity; L-arginine transmembrane transporter activity.